AUGGCCUCGCCGUUCGCGCUCGAGCUGGUCCGCGCCUCCCCGGACGCCAAGGUGGUGCCGAUGCAGCACGUCCCGGACAGGUGGUGGGCCAGCUCCGACGCGGCGCUGCUCGAGCCGACCUUUGCGGAGCCCGCGGCAACAUUGCUGCACCUCCUGGCGGCGCACGUCCUGGGCCGGCCCGUUAUGCGGUGCUUGCAGAAGCUGCACUCUGGCUUCUACGCCGAGCCGAGCCGCCGGCCGACCGAGGCCAGGGCCCGCGCCGUCGCGCUGCGGUAUUUUAACGACGUGCGCCGCCUGGCGCCGCCGGGCCGGCUGCUCGAGUACGAGCUGGGCAGCGGGCGGGAGCCGCUCUGUCGGUUUCUCGGCAGGGACGCCCCCGACAAGCCGUUCCCAUUUGCCAACGAGGGCGUCGCUUAA
Messenger RNA from Gaeumannomyces tritici R3-111a-1, 417 nucleotides. RefSeq lists its product as hypothetical. The transcript has a single exon. The coding region runs from base 1 to 417 and encodes 138 amino acids. Lineage: Eukaryota; Fungi; Ascomycota; Sordariomycetes; Magnaporthales; Magnaporthaceae. The record is from RefSeq and is a predicted model, not a curated record.